Messenger RNA from Pisolithus orientalis, 636 nucleotides. Its product is annotated as anaphase-promoting complex subunit 11. The transcript is spliced from 3 exons. Gene Ontology annotation, biological process: positive regulation of mitotic metaphase/anaphase transition; protein ubiquitination; anaphase-promoting complex-dependent catabolic process. Gene Ontology annotation, molecular function: cullin family protein binding; ubiquitin protein ligase activity; zinc ion binding. The record is from RefSeq and is a predicted model, not a curated record. The coding region runs from base 187 to 507 and encodes 106 amino acids. NCBI's taxonomy places the organism in Eukaryota, Fungi, Basidiomycota, Agaricomycetes, Boletales, Pisolithaceae. Gene Ontology annotation, cellular component: nucleus; anaphase-promoting complex.
UGAAAUUUCCUCUCUUGGCACAAGCAACACGUAGAUCACGUGAUAUACCCCAACGCGUACACAACGCCAAACAACUCCGCGAUGAUGGAAGACGAGGGAGCACCCACAUUCGCUUGAACGAUGCGGUUAACCUCAACCAACAUACCCCUACACGCACGCAUACGCGCCAAUCCACUCAUAUAGACGAUGAAAGUCCACGUCAAACACUGGAGCGCAGUAGCGCAGUGGCGAUGGAAUACCGGGAACAACAACGAUGCAGCAGCUGACGACGAGGGUGAUGUAUGUGGGAUCUGUCGAAUCCCGUAUGAGGGAUGUUGUCCGGCGUGUAAAAUGCCUGGAGAUGAUUGUCCACUCAUAUGGGGACAGUGUAGUCACGUCUUUCACAUGCAUUGUCUACUUAAAUGGCUCGGAACGCCCGCAUCGAAACAGCAAUGUCCGAUGGACCGUCGACCAUGGGUCACCGCGGAACGAAAAGUAAAUAACAAUGUCGGGAACGCAGCAUGUUGACGCGCGCGCGCAUCGCUGUAUCAUAGAGAGCUCUUCUUGUCGUUAGGGUAGACACCAUCAUUGAUCUGUAUUGAUACAUGGUCAUUCGGCUGUUUCGUCGAGGAAGCAGAAGAAAUCAUUAAGAACGAA